Artibeus jamaicensis (Jamaican fruit-eating bat) is the source of this 1821-nucleotide messenger RNA. RefSeq names its product G protein-coupled receptor 146 (gene GPR146). Gene Ontology annotation, cellular component: membrane. The coding region runs from base 329 to 1330 and encodes 333 amino acids. The transcript has 2 exons. NCBI's taxonomy places the organism in Eukaryota, Metazoa, Chordata, Mammalia, Chiroptera, Phyllostomidae. Gene Ontology annotation, molecular function: G protein-coupled receptor activity. The record is from RefSeq and is a predicted model, not a curated record. Gene Ontology annotation, biological process: G protein-coupled receptor signaling pathway.
GGGCUCCAGGGAGUGCGGCAGCAGGUGCUCCUGAAGGCACCCAGGCCCGGCCCCUUAUCUCAGAGCGCACUGACUCAGCCCCUUGGCUCUGCCACCAGGCCUGCCCCUGCACACGCCGCCCGCCCGUCCCGGAAGGGCUCCACCACCCUGGCCAGCAGGCCAGCACCGGCGGCCGUGAUGGGGGCGGGGCCACGCGGGGGGGGCGGGGCGCGCGGUCACGUGUGUACACAGGCCCCCCGCGCGGCGUGCGCCGUGAGCCUGCCGUCUCCAAAGCCCUUAGCUGCCCGCCCGCGGGGACUGCGCGGCCCAGGGAGCCGCUUGCUGUGCCAUGUGGAGCUGCAGCCCGCUCAACAGCACCGACAGGGCCGAGGACCAGCCCCUCUGCCAGCAUGCCCAGCUGGCCCUGUCGGCCGUCUCCCUGCUCUACCUGGUCAUCGGCGUCCCGGUUGGCCUGGGCUACAACAGCCUGCUGAUCCUGGUGAACCUGCACGAGCAGGGCAGCAUGGCCAUGCCUGACGUCUACUUCGUGAACAUGGCCAUCGCAGGCCUGCUGCUCAGUGCCCUGGCACCUGCGCUCCUGCUGGGCCCCGGCACCUCUGGGUGGGCCUUGUGGGGCUCCAGCAGCGAGGCCCAUGUCACGCUGCUGGUGCUGUUCGACGUCUGUGCGCUGGUGACCAUGUACUGCACAGCCCUGCUCAGCCUGGACUACUACAUCGAGCGGGCUCUGCCACGCACCUACAUGUCCAGCGUCUACAACAGCCGGCACGUGUGUGGCUUCGUCUGGGGCGGUGCCCUGCUCACCAGCUUCUCCUCCCUGCUCUUCUACAUCUGCAGCCACGUGGCCGCCCGGCUGGUCGAGUGCGCCCAGAUGCAGCACACGGAGGCUGCUGACGCCAUCAUGGUGCUCAUUGGGUACCUGGUACCCGGCCUGGCUGUGCUCUAUGCCCUUGUUCUCGUCUCUCGGAUCCGCAGGCAGGACACGCCCCUGGACCAGGAGUCGGGGAGGCUGGACCCCUCAGUGCACCGGCUCCUGGUGGCCACCGUGUGCACGCAGUUUGGGCUCUGGACGCCGCACUACCUGACCCUCUUGGGGCACACGUCCCUGGCCUUGCAGGGCUGGCCUGUGGACGGGCAGCACCUGGGGAUGCUGCUCUUUGUGAAGGACCUGUCCAGAUGCCUCGCCCUCUCCAGCAGCGCAGUGACGCCACUGCUUUACCGCUACAUCAACAGGAGCUUCCCCGGCAAGCUGCGGCGGUUGGUGAAGAAAACUCCCUGUGGGCGUCAGAGCUGCUCUGCGGACCAGGCAGGGGUCCAGCAGGUGCUGGCGUAGACAGCCAGUGGCACCGGUCAGCCCACGGAGACAGUGCCGGUGCACGGCCUGCAGGCAGUGCCCAGUGCCCAGGCCAAGCUGUCAUUCCCUCCUGUCACCUGCACCUCGCAUCCUGGGGGACCAGGCGAAUGACACCUCUGUCCCACGCACAGCACUUUGUCACCUGCACACUCUGCUGCUCUCACCCCGUCGGACACACUGAGGAAAGCACACGCAACAGCACAAAACGUGUGCUCUUGACCUUUCCUGUGUUUUCCCGGGGCUCCCUGGCCCCAGGAGGCUGUGCGGCCGGCCUCCUGCCCUGCCAGCCCCCGCCCUCAGCCUGCUCUCUCAGCCUCCCAACAGGGGCUUUCCAGAUGAAGUGAUGGAAGUCAAAGCCAGUAUUUAUACUUUGUGUAUCGUUAAAGUACUUGAUCCCCCCUUGCGUCUGUCUAUAGAAAGAGAGAUGUUUGAAGGAAAAGUCACAAAGUAUUAAAAUGAAGGAAACAGGA